Molecule: messenger RNA, 2505 nt
Organism: Bombina bombina (fire-bellied toad)
Lineage: Eukaryota; Metazoa; Chordata; Amphibia; Anura; Bombinatoridae
Gene: INTS10
Product: integrator complex subunit 10
Exons: 18
Coding region: 10-2235 (741 amino acids)
Biological process (GO): snRNA processing
Cellular component (GO): integrator complex
Source: RefSeq, a predicted model, not a curated record
UAACAUUUGAUGGCUACGGUUAUGGCUGGUCUUGGAGAUUGUGAGUUUCUGGUGCGGAGGGCGCGUGAGUUGGUCCUGGAGGACACGUGUGCGGCGCGAGCCUGGCUCAUCACUGCGCGCACUCUAUACCCUCAAGACUUUAAUAUUCAGUAUGAGAUGUACAGUAUAGAAAGAAAUGCAGAAAGGACAGUAUCAGCUGGGAGAUUGUUAUAUGACAUGUUUGUGAAUUUCCCAGAUCAGCCUGUAGUUUGGAGAGAAAUUACGGUAAUUACUGCUGCACUCAGAAAUGACUCCCAGGAUAAACAAACUCAGUUCUUAAGAGGUUUAUUUGAGACACUUCCCGGCAGAGUACAGUGCGAGAUGUUAUUAAAAGCCACAGAACAAUGUUUCAAUACACUCGAACGUGCAGAAAUGUUGCUUUUGUUAUUGAGACGCUUCCCUGAAACUGUGGUACAACAUGGGGUCAGUUUAGGUGAGACUUUAUUAGAAUCUGAGGGUAUUGAAGACCAGGAAUCUCCUGUAAACUGUUUCAGAAAAUUAUUUGUAUGCGAUGUGUUGCCCCUUAUCAUUAACAAUCUGGAUGUUCGUCUGCCAGCAAGUUUGUUAUACAAAUACCUCCACAAAGCUGCUGAAUUUUACAUCAGCUACGUAACCCGUUCACCACAGGUAGAUGGCCAGCAUCAAAAUACACCGGACACGUCUGACAUUCUUUCACCAUCAAAACGUAGUUCUCAAAAAUACAUUAUUGAAGGGCUGACUGAAAAAUCGUCUCAGAUAUUAGACCCUUGGGAAAGACUAAUUAAGAUUCUGUCAGUUGUUGGCAUGAGGUGUGAAUGGCAGAUGGACAAGGGAACACGUGGUUUUAAUGACCUUUUGCACCGAAUGAAAGAUCUCUGCCGGUAUAUCAGCAACUUUGAAAAUGAAGCCCAUGCUAAAUAUAAAAAUCAAGUUGUCUAUUCUACUGCUCUUGUAUUCUUUAAGAAUGUUGUCCAGUACAUCAGCAACAUUCAACCAUCACUUUUCCAAGGUCCAAACACUCCAAACCAAGUACCGAUUAUUCUUUUGGAAGAUGUAUCAAAUGUCUACAGUGAGGUUGAACUUAAUACCGGCAAACACAUUCACAAAAGAAGGAAGCUUGCAGAGACCAGAGAAAAAACAAUGAGUUCUGAUGACGAGGAUCUCUCCGGAAAAGGCCGAAGUCGUCAUGUUGUGGUCAGUAAGAAUGAUCUUGCCAAUCCAAACGAGGUUCUUGAGAGCUUUAAGAUAGCAAGAGAAUGCUGGGAUUUGCUGCACUCCUCCGAAGCUCUUGAGAAAGAGUUCACCAGGCUUUGCUUGCCUUGGAAGACCGACACUUGGUUGUGGUUAAGGAUCUUCCUCACAGACAUGGUCAUCUACCAGGGGCAACAUAAGAAAGCCAUUACCAGCUUGCACCACUUGGCUGCUCUGCAGGGACCUAAUUCUCCAACACAGCAGAUUAUGACUCAAGGGACACUAGAACAGCAAAGAGCCCUGGUCCAGCUUGCUUCAUGUCACUUUUCACUUGGAGAGUACAGGCUUACAUGUGAAAAGAUCUUGGAACUAAUGAACUAUAUAGUACCCACAGCACAAGAUGUGUCCAAGGCACGUGAAGAACCAGCCAAACUAAAAACUAAACACAGAAAAGGUUCUGAUCUCAAGUUGUUGCCCUGUACAAAUAAAGCGGUCUUACCCUAUUGCCUUCAGCUGCUCUUGGCUAGUUUGAAGCUGAGAGCCUUCACGGAUAAUAGAGAUGACAUGUCUUUGGGUCAUGUGAUUGUACUUCUUCAACAUGAUUGGCCUAAAGGAGAGAACCUUUUUCUGAAAGCUAUUAGCAAGAUCUGCCAGCAAGGAAACUUCCAGUAUGAAAACUUUUUCAACUACAUAACAAAUAUUGACAUGCUUGAAGAAUUUGCAUAUUUAAGAACACAGGAAGGGGGUAAGAUUCAUCUAGAAUUAAUACCCAAUCAAGGAGUGUUACUCAAGACUUCUAGCACUGCCUUGAGUUUGCUGCAGCAGGAAUUCAUACCUGUCCUACAGCCCAGCAUAGCAGCCAUCGACAGACAUCAUACAGUGACUCGAGGUAUCACGAAGGGAGUGAAGGAAGACUUUAGACUAGCCAUGGAACGACAAGUCUCUCGUUGUACUGAGAAUCUGAUGGUUGUGUUGCACCGAUUUUGUAUAAAUGAAAAGAUUUUAUUACUGCAGAGCUUGGCUUGACAUCACUGCAGAUCUGAUAACAUUUUCUUUUAAUAUUCAUGCACCUUUCUCAUUGUAUCCUGUUAAGUAUUCAAAUCUGUUUCUGUUGGCCAAUGAGUUUUUGUGGUCUGUGCUAUAAAAUUCAAUUGCUGUGACCAAUGUUGCUGUAAAUAUUUUUAAUUUUUUUUAUUGCUAAUGUUCCAGUUUCAGAGUAUAGCUGUGUCUAAAGUAUCUUAAAACAUUGUCCUAUGUCAUUUUUUUAAUUAAAAUAUGGAAAGAAUGUUAUAAUAA